AAUGGCACUCUGGGAAUCGUAGUCUUCCGGUAAUGGUCGGAGGGCGUGCAAGGCAAGAUGGCAUACGUGCUGCCUAAAAGGGGUGGUGUGCUACUCAAGCAGGUGAAGAGCGUCGUGGUCUGCUUUUGCCCCUUCGAGUCCAACGUGGAAAGCACCAGAAACUUCCUUCAGUGUCUACACACGAAAAAAGCCUACGUAUCCAACAGCAGCUGUGACUUGAAAACAGAAGUGAAACAUGAUGGAUCAGAACCAGUAAUAAACGUUCAGUUUGCUGAUGGUGAUCGACUUAUUAUGAAAGGCGCCAACUUGACAAUUAGAGAAAUGUUGAAGGCAUUCAACUCUAUGUGUGCAGCCAAGGAUCUAAAGGCACAAGAGAAAGAAAAAAAGUGACUGAAAGCAAUCGAUAUUUAAAGCCAGCAUUUACUAUGACUAUGCAAAUAACUUUUCAUUCAGAAUAAUGGAGACUUCAUUGGUAACUGAAGGUAAUGUGACAUGGAUAGGCAUGGAAUGCAAAUCAGUUCUGACUAAUGACUGGAAGAGGUUUUUUAAACUUUUUGGCUAAAGGCAAAUUCUAGACAAGAGAAACACUCAAUUUUAGCUGUUGUAUGAACAUUCAGUAUUGGCUCCCAAGUUAUAUCUGGUAAGUGGUCAGUCUGUUUUGUGAGCCAGUGGAUAAAUAAAUGCUGUCUUUGCAAGCAACAAAUCUUAAUAAUUUAGAAGGAUUUAUUAAUUUAGGCUCUGAAACAAAAUGUUUGAAAUCCUUAACAUUUUAUGCAAGACAUAACAUUGCUGUCAUAUGCAGGGGAUAUGAAAGGGGAUACCUUUCUCAUUCCCUUUGAAGUUAGUGAGUUUAGAGGUAUAUAACUCUACUUAAAAUGACAUUGUAGAUAUUUGAGUUGUUUCUGCAUUAGGUGAUCAAAAGUCACUUUCGCUGUAGUCUCUAAAAAUUCUAUCCCUGAGUUUAUACCAGCUGUUUGGAACAAUUGACUUUAGAAUUACAACCAUAACUAUUGGAAGAUGACAGCUGAUUCAAAAUACUAUGUUUUGAUAUUCUGUUAAAAGUGGCUGGAUUGUAGUCACUCUACCUUAUUUGGCUGUCACUAUGAAAAUGAAAAUUAAAACCACAUGAUACUGAGAA
This is a messenger RNA of Sphaerodactylus townsendi, 1138 nucleotides long. It is a transcript of the gene MRPL53, whose product is annotated as mitochondrial ribosomal protein L53. Gene Ontology annotation, cellular component: mitochondrial large ribosomal subunit. The transcript is spliced from 3 exons. Lineage: Eukaryota; Metazoa; Chordata; Lepidosauria; Squamata; Sphaerodactylidae. The record is from RefSeq and is a predicted model, not a curated record. Bases 58 to 390 code for a protein of 110 amino acids.